Molecule: messenger RNA, 1526 nt
Organism: Sycon ciliatum
Lineage: Eukaryota; Metazoa; Porifera; Calcarea; Leucosolenida; Sycettidae
Product: sigma intracellular receptor 2-like
Exons: 3
Coding region: 132-650 (172 amino acids)
Cellular component (GO): endoplasmic reticulum
Source: RefSeq, a predicted model, not a curated record
CCGAGUCCCAUCAUUCGAUUGAGUCUUUCUGAUAAAACUGAAAAUACGCUACUAAACUGUAAGCAGUGGCCUGCUGUGAACAAGUCACUUGAAGUGCAUGAUACCUAAAUUGUUAGAAAGUAACGAAGACCAUGGGGCUAGUUUGGCGUGCUUUGGACUGGCUCUUCUGCAUCUUCUUCCUGGUGCACAUCCCCAUUACGCUGCUGAUUGAUUUGCAGAUUUUCACCACCGACUUUCACCCUAAACCGCUUGUGGACUAUGCCAAGAGCUGGGCAUUGGAGAAUGGCGAGCCGUUUCUCUCACCGGCUGUGGCCCCGAUGUGGUUCAGGACAGUUGUUGCCAUGGAGCUGCUCUUCCAAGUCCCAUUCUUCAUCAUAGCAGUGCCAGCUUUCUACCACCAGUCACCCAGAUAUAACUGGAUGCGGAUUCCAUGCAUCAUCUAUGCUACACAGGCGAUCACAGCCAUUCUGCCCAUUCUCGCCGAGAUGCUUCUUAUCGACUACUCUAAGGAAGAGAUCGGUCCGAAGACGCCCGCUCAGGUUUCUGGGCUUCUCGUGGCAUACCUACCCUUCCUGAUUGUCCCUGUACUGUUGUUGUUCCGCGUCUUGUCUUGCCAGCAAUUGUGGCCGAAGAUCUUCAAAGCUGCCUAGAGCAACACUGUCUGACAGCCCAUGCACGAGCAGAAAACUGGCUUUAAAGCUGGAAGUAAGCUGGCUUGACUGUUUGCUUCAUGUAGGUGAAUGCUUUCAGAUUCUCCAUUGCCACAACGUUGUACGUAGGCCACUACACUGUGACAAACUGCGAGAGACUGCAGUGCAGAAAUGAGUUCCAGCAGCUUUGUCUUUGUGAUUUAUCAUUCUGACGAAUAGUUGAAGUAUGCUUCUGCGAACAUCCUCUAUUACGGAUCUUCCCUUCAGUCAGCAUUUCUGGGUUAAAAAUUUUUUUUUUUAUAAAGGAUAUUUAAUCGUGUAGACUAUUAUUCUCUGGUCGAGAAUACUUAUACAAACUAUACUGCAUCAUUUUCUGGGGUCAGAUUAGGACCAUGGUAUAAGCUGCAAUUCUUUGUGAAUGCCAUGUGUCACUGUUUUGUGUUUGUUGUAAUGGAGGUGCAGGGGUGAUCAUUGGUUUGCCAGAUUUUGGUGUAAAAAAGAUGCGUCUCUAACCCGGAAAAUGCGGUACAGAAAUUUACUCACCAGUUGCAUUAUAGAAUGAUAUACAUGUACAUGUAGAUACUUUGUUUGGCUAUUAGGUGAAAAUCGAUGCUCUCUACAUACAAUGUAGACAUCAUAGUAUUACAGAAUUUCACUCACGGUAUUGGUUGAUUGUUUUGAAUAGUUUUUAUUUUAUUUAUUUUAUUUUUAACUGUAGAAUAGUUGUGUUCAAGUUGGACAACUUUUAUUUAAUAUUUUAGCAGUAUCUUCAGAAGUCAUGAAACAUACGUAACUUUACCCAAUCUUUUACGGCCUUAUAUAUUUGCUCCCAAUUGCCACGUGUGUAUUCUUUGGCUGAAGAGGAAUUAGCGACUA